CUGGUUUUUCCUUGUUUCAAGAUUUUUCCGGGAAAAUUGUUCUCAUCAUUAAACACAAAGGAGAAAAAUUGUUUGAUAACUUGAGUCUUUUAUUUUCUUGUGAAGUCUGCAUUUUUCUCGUCUCUUUCGUAUAUUUUCUCUCGUUUUCUCGCUUUGAUUCUCGAUUGGAAGGUUUGUUAUCACCGACUUGUGUGUGUGUGGCAUUUUACAUUGUUUUCUCGUUUCGUUAUUUUUCGAUCAUAGAAACAAAACAAACAACCGGAAAAUCAGCUCUCACCACAGAAAAAAAUUAAAUUUAAAAAGACUUUUCUUUCUUCUGCAAGUAACUGAGUUGAUUUCGUUUUUUCUUUGUCCAUUUCUUUUAAAGAAUAAUAAAAAUAUAAUUGUCCAUAACUUCCGUUUCCCUUAAAUUCAGCUGUCCUAACGUCAAAGCUCAGACACUCGCUUGCGUGUCUCCCCCUUAAACUCUCUCUCUCUCUCUUCCUCUCUGUUUCUUUGUCCUUCUUCUCUGUUUCUCUAUCGUUCUACUCUGUUUCUGAGACAUUUCAGACAAGGAUCAAGAAACCCUCUUCUCUCUCUUUCGCUAGAAAGGAAUCAUGGUGUUUGGAAAAGGGUCAAUGAAAAAAUCGAACCUUGACCGGUUCCUUCAUUGCACAACACCUGUGGUGCCACCACAAUGUCUCCCCAAGACGGAGAUUAGGAGUUUGAAUAAGAUUUGGCAUCAACCAGAGAGAGAAAACGUUGAGUAUUUCAGAUUGAGUGAUCUAUGGGAUUGUUACGAUGAGUGGAGUGCUUAUGGAGCUGGUGUUCCCAUUCGUCUCACUAAUGGAGAAUCUCUUGUUCAAUACUAUGUUCCUUAUCUCUCUGCUAUCCAGAUCUUUACCUCUCGCUCUUCCUUGAUCCGCUUAAGGGAAGAGUCUGAAGAUGGAGAAAGCUCGUUUAGUGAUUCAUAUAGUGAAGAGAGUGAGAGUGAUAAACUAUCAAGAAGUGCUGCUUCUGAUGAAGGACUUGAGCAUGACGCUAUUUUGCAUCCUAAUGAUCGGUUGGGCUAUCUUUAUCUUCAACACUUUGAGAGAUCAGCUCCUUAUGCUCGUGUUCCUCUCAUGGAUAAGAUCAAUGAAUUGGCUCAAAGGUACCCUGGAUUGAUGUCACUGAGAAGCGUAGAUCUUUCACCGGCUAGUUGGAUGGCUGUAGCGUGGUACCCUAUUUACCAUAUACCAAUGGGAAGAACCAUCAAAGAUUUGUCUACUUCUUUCCUCACUUAUCACACUCUUUCAUCUUCUUUUCAAGGUACUACUACUAAUAUUAUCAAGCCUCUCAGGUUCAAAUCUUUCUGUGUUUUAUAUGUAACUGUUAUGGUCUUGAUAUACAGAUAUGGAGCCAGAAGAAAAUGGUGGGGAAAUUGAGAGAACACGGAAGGAAGGACAAGGUGUAACUUUGCGUCCUUUCGGGUUAGCCACUUACAAGAUGCAAGGCAAUGUUUGGCUCUCGGAAGAUGAUCAAGGCCAAGAUCAAGAGCGAGUUCUGUCUCUUCUUAGUGUUGCUGAUUCUUGGCUGAAACAGCUAAGAAUCCAACACCAUGACUUCAACUACUUCUCAAGAAUGGUUCAUCGUGGCUAACAAACCCGUCAGGAAGCCAUGAUUUUCAACUUGUAGAUUUUUUUCUUUCUCUUUUUGUUUUUCUUUUUGCUCUCUCAAGUGAAUAGGAGGUUACUUUUUUUUUUUUCCGUGGCCGCAAUAACCGUGGUUGGAGCAGCAGUGGUGGUGGCUGUGGCGAGGAGGCUCAAACCGCUCACCGAGCGUUUUCUUAAUGCAAUUAAAAAAUGGUUGCUGCGUUUUGAGUGUAGACGUAUAUUAUAAUAUGACUGCUGGAAAGCUUGUUUUCUUCUUUCUUGAUAACAUUGAUAGAGAGGGCCUUGUUCUUGUACGUCAGUAACAAUUAAACGAAACAGUACAUUUAACUAUCUAAUCAUCUGUGUAAUGUUUUUACACGCAGAUAUAAAUAGAAUGACCUGUGGAAGAAUCAUAUAACCAUACCCUUUUAAGGUCGAGUUGUGUUGAAUUCCAGUUCACUAAAACAAGUUUAUACAUGGCUGAAUUCAAGUUGAUGAGUAGUCCACAUAGUCUAUA
Molecule: messenger RNA, 2130 nt
Organism: Eruca vesicaria subsp. sativa (arugula)
Lineage: Eukaryota; Viridiplantae; Streptophyta; Magnoliopsida; Brassicales; Brassicaceae
Source: the annotation of a GenBank genome assembly